AUGGCUGAUGAAAUUGCAUCAGCAAUGGAGCAGGAAAUGGUGGAAGAACAGGCUAUAAAGUGCCCAAGGCCUUCAGCAAAGAGGCAAAGGAAAGGAUCUCCUGACGCCCGAGAAGAAACAGAUAAAGAACGUGUAGACGAUAGUCUUCUGCAAGAUGGACGUAGAAUCAAAGAAAACAUCAGGGUCUACAUGAACGCAACAGACAGAAACGUGAUACAACGUGUGGUAAAGGACACAUUAGCUUCCUCUGAAAUGUAUGAUAUCAUAGUAAAUGCAUUAGUGGAAAAAGCAGUACCUAUGGUUAUCGAGGGAAUCAAGACGGAAAGUAAAACCAUACAAAGACCACUGUCAGAACCUCAGACAUCUCGUGAGUUUCCAUGA
This is a messenger RNA of Nezara viridula (southern green stink bug), 381 nucleotides long. Lineage: Eukaryota; Metazoa; Arthropoda; Insecta; Hemiptera; Pentatomidae. The record is from the annotation of a GenBank genome assembly.